GAGACGCCGCCGGGCGCCAGGGUUCCCGAUGGUGAAGCGCGAUGGACCGACCGCUCGGUCGGAGGCGUUCGCUGCUCCGGAUGACGCGGACGAGGACAGCGUUCCCGUGCGGGAGGUCCCCAGACCCCACCUCCCGGGUCCGGGUCCGGGUCCGGGUCCGGCAGCGACUGCCGCCCUUCCCGACCUGGACAUCUCCCUCACUCCCAGCAAAGCCGACCCCUGCGCCGGGAUCCUGAAGAAACGGGAAGGCUGUGAGAGCGGGAAAGCCGCCGGUCACCGGCAGGUCCGUUUCGACGUUGGCCGCGGGUCUGAGGACGGCAACGGGGAGGAACCGAGCCCCGGGGUCAGGGGCCGGCGGGAGGAGAGAGGACCCCCAGCCCAGCAGCCUGUCGGCGGGACAUCUCACCAGCCCUCGCUGGCCAAAGCCUCCACCAGCCUCUCCAGCCACGGACAACCGCCUGGCGGGUCCCUGGGGGUCAAGGCAGGGUGCGGAGCGGGGAGCGAGGCCGAGGGGAGAGGCCCCCGGGGGGGAGAGGGGGAGGCCGGGGACUGCCCUCUGGCCGGACCUCAGUACAACACCACCCUCCUCCUGGGCCGCGAGUUACAGCAGGUCCUGGAGGCCAACUUCAACCCCAAGAAGGCCGUCCAACAGCAGCUCAGGAGGUCCUCGGUCACGCGGCAGUGCCUGGGCGAGAGGGUGGCCGAAGGCCUGAACGUGCCUGUGGACCGCCAGCGUUACUCGGGGCUGGUCAGCCUGACUGUGCCUGUGCAGGAGGUGCUCAGUCUGGCCGUGCAGGAGAGGCUCUCGCUGGCCAGACCCCGCGGGGACAACAACAACAACAAGGAGACCGGCACACAGGCCCCAGACCUGAUGAUGUUCCACAAUGUGACGGAGCUGGUGACGGAGACGCCUUACCUGGGGGUUCAGGGUCUGUCGGCCUUGACCAUCCAGUCUCAGGCCAGGCCGUCAGCCUCGGUCUUCACCCUGUAUCAGAAGCUGAAGCAGUGGGAGGCUUAGGGGCUGCGAGUCGCAGCGGCAGAUGUGAAUACUAUUUUUAUACCUCAUUAAAUGCUAAUAUUUAAUUUA
Molecule: messenger RNA, 1087 nt
Organism: Callorhinchus milii (elephant shark)
Lineage: Eukaryota; Metazoa; Chordata; Chondrichthyes; Chimaeriformes; Callorhinchidae
Product: protein phosphatase 1 regulatory subunit 35
Exons: 5
Coding region: 29-1018 (329 amino acids)
Biological process (GO): negative regulation of phosphatase activity
Molecular function (GO): phosphatase binding
Source: RefSeq, a predicted model, not a curated record